Molecule: messenger RNA, 2073 nt
Organism: Penicillium argentinense
Lineage: Eukaryota; Fungi; Ascomycota; Eurotiomycetes; Eurotiales; Aspergillaceae
Product: anaphase promoting complex subunit CDC23
Exons: 4
Coding region: 1-2073 (690 amino acids)
Biological process (GO): cell division
Cellular component (GO): anaphase-promoting complex
Molecular function (GO): protein binding
Source: RefSeq, a predicted model, not a curated record
AUGGACGAUAAUUUACAGGAGCUGAGAUAUCAACUUGAGGAUGCCACGAUCAAGUGCUCAGAAAGAUGUCUAUACCAGUCGUCCAAGUGGGCAGCAGAGAUGCUGGAUUCUCUUCUACCGAUUGAUCAUGAAGAUACAGAUCCUGAGUCCCCAAUGGAUAUCACGAAGCCAACUUUCCCGCCUGUCAACAAUCCCUUUCGCGUUCAAGAUCCCGCCGAAGCUGCCCUCGAGGCCCAAGAAGCCCACAAGUAUCUGCUGGCAAAAUCGUAUUUCGAUACCCGAGAAUACGACCGCUGUGCAGCCGUGUUUUUACCAUCGGAAACUCCUCUAGUUUCUCUAUCCUUGAACUCUCCGAGCUCGAAACCAAAACAAUCACGAUCGUCGCUCAAGGGAAAAGAAAAACUAUCUCCAUUCCAAGGCUCAAAAGGCCAUGCUCCGAGAAACCCAUACCCCAGACUCAGUCAAAAAUCACUAUUCCUUGCGCUCUAUGCGAAGUACAUGGCAGGGGAGAAGCGCAAAGAUGAGGAAACCGAGAUGGUGUUAGGCCCCGCAGACAAUGGCCUAGCAGUCAACCAGGAGCUUCCUGACAUAGCCCAGGGUUUAGAAGGGUGGUUUGAGGAGCGGAGUACAAAGGGGCUUGAUGGAAAAGGACAGGGCUGGCUAGAAUACCUCUAUGCUGUCGUUCUUCUUAAAGGGCACAACGAGGAGUUGGCGAAGACGUGGCUGCUCCGAAGUGUGCACCGAAAUCCCUUCCACUGGGGCGCAUGGCAGGAGCUCAACGAUUUGCUUGCCAGCACUGAAGAUUUAAAACAAAUAGUGGGGGAACUACCACAUAACGUGAUGUCCCUCAUAUUCCACGUCUACUGCAGCCAGGAGCUAUACCAAGCCACUGAGGAUACAUACCAAGCUCUCUCUGAGCUGGAGUCCAUUUUCCCUACCAGCGCAUUCUUGAAGACUCAGCGAGCUCUGCUAUACUAUCAUUCCAAAGGAAGCCUCAAAUAUCUUUUCCCAGAUAUUGGCCACUUCCCCCAUCGCCUGGAUAGUCUCGAUCAUUACUCGAACAUCCUAUACGUCAUGAAUGAACGGGCUCGGCUGGCCUUUGUCGCCCAGAUCGCGACCGCAACCGACAAGUUCCGACCAGAAACCUGUUGUGUCGUCGGUAAUUACUACUCGCUCAAAUCAGAACAUGAGAAGGCUGUGAUGUAUUUCCGCCGUGCACUGACAUUGGAUCGGAGCUUCUUGUCGGCAUGGACGCUCAUGGGUCACGAGUACAUCGAGAUGAAGAACACGCACACUGCUAUCGAAUCCUAUCGCCGUGCUGUGGACGUCAAUCGAAAGGAUUACCGUGCCUGGUACGGUCUGGGCCAAGCAUAUGAAGUGCUCGACAUGUCUUUUUACGCCCUAUUCUACUACCAGCGCGCUGCAGCCCUUCGGCCCUAUGACCCAAAGAUGUGGCAAGCGGUCGGAUCAUGUUACACGAAACUAGAGCGGCUUGAACAUGCUAUCCGGGCCCUCAAGCGUGCUCUCAUUGCUGGGUCUUACUAUACAGAUGAUGCAGCGCCCAACGCAAGUCCUGGCGUGGGUGCUCGUAGAGUUCUCGAGCCCGAAACCCUGUACAAUAUUGCUUCUCUCUAUGAAAAGCUCGGCGAGGAGGAAGAAGCUGCAGGAUACAUGGAAAUGACUCUUGCACAAGAAUCCGGCGGCGCGCUUGUUGACGACGAGGAGUCUGAUGAAAACGAAUACUCUUCCGCCUCCGAAGAUGCAGCUCAAAGUGAUAUGGAGGCUGAAGUCUCUGGCGAUGAUGCGAGCAACACGCUCCAUCCCCGCCGUCGACGCAAGCCCCGUACAUCAUCCUUUGCGAUGCAGAAUAGCGACUCCAAUGUGGCAGAAACCUGGCACCAUCCUACUGCCACAACAUCGAAGGCACGGCUCUGGCUGGCUCAAUAUGCUCUGCGAAGGGAAGAGUUGGACAGGGCGGACCAGCUGGCGGGUGAGUUGUGCCAGGAUGGCAUGGAGGUGGAGGAGGCGAAGGCGAUAAUGAGAGAUGUUCGUGCAAGGAGAGAGGAGGCAUGA